Messenger RNA from Eutrema salsugineum, 861 nucleotides. RefSeq lists its product as uncharacterized. The record is from RefSeq and is a predicted model, not a curated record. The transcript has 5 exons. Bases 1 to 687 code for a protein of 228 amino acids. Lineage: Eukaryota; Viridiplantae; Streptophyta; Magnoliopsida; Brassicales; Brassicaceae.
AUGGAUUCCGCGUUUAGAUUGGCGAAGGAGAAGCUUGAGAGAGAGCACAGAGAGAGGAAGGAAAGGGGGAAACUGAAGCUCGAACGAGAGAGGAAAGCCAAGGUCGCUGCGCAAAAGCAACGCGAAGCCAUUGAAGCUUCUCAGAGAGUCAGAAGGAUUGACGCCAUUGAAGCUCAGAUUAAGUGUCCUCCUCCGGCGUCUCUGAAGAGACACGAUCGAGCCGAGAAGCAGAAACGGCCGAAGCUAAACCAUCUCGACAUUGAACGUGGCGCCACCGUCUCGGCUGAUGACCAGCUUCAGCUUGAUCAGGCUAAGGCUUACCUUGCUGAAAGAAAAAAAUAUGUCAAAUCGAGGCGGAAAGUCUUGCCUCCAUGGAUGAUGACGACUCCAGAGAGGGUUAAGCAAUGCUUGUCUCAACGUAUGCAAGGAAUGUAUCUGACCGAGGAACAAAGAGGAGAGAUGAGACAAGGAGCAAAGCUUGUUGGUGGCUCACAAGGACUUUCAGAUGACAAGAAACCAGGCGAUGAUGAUAAGUAUAUGAGGUAUCGCAAACCUUAUUACGCCGCUCAAAUGAAGCAGCAAGAGGUAGCUGAAAAGCCGAAUCAGCAAGAAUCCACAGCCUUCUGUUGUAGAAAAGCUGGACUUGAAUUUGGAGGCAGAAGCAGAAGAAGAAAACGUCGAUUGUGAAGAAGGCUGAAAGCAAGAGUAUCAACCAUUGACCAUAUUUAGAAUUGAGGUUGAUUAUGGAAACCAAGAAUAACGAUGAUGUGAUAAGCGAUGCUUUAGUGCAAUAUUAGGUUAUGAUUAUGCUAAGAUUGCUGUUGCGGUUCUUGUUUUCAAAGGAAAGAGCUUUAUCAUCUU